ACAGGGAAACUGUUCGGCGUUUUAUAGCACACGCUGCAGCCCUUUAUCGGAGGGUUAAGCCUGGUACCGCCAAAGCAACUCUGCGCGACCCAAUCGCUUGAUCAUUUCCGCUGUGGUACCGUAGAGAAUAGGCACGCAUGUCGCCAACGACGCCAACACAUGCAGUGCGCUUGCACGACCGCGACGUCAGCGACCCAACGACGGUCAUAGAUUCGCCGGCAGACGCGCAAACAGUAAUCGAUCCAUCAACAGAAGUGCGACAGGAGGAACACAACAUUGGGAAGGAGCAGUUAUCCUCCACUUCAGCAGUCGAGCGUAGUAGGCCGGAUUUGGUCCUGAAGGAGGUCCCUCAGCCUGCGCAAGACAUCCCUCAUAAGCCACGGAACAAGGCGCCGAGGAGGGCGAUCGAGUACACGCUCAAAAAUGCAGAUCCACACGUGCGAUCAAACCCGUUUCGACGGCAUGCACGCCAGCUCGCCUUUGCGGCGCCAUACCCAGAUUCAGGGGUGGUACUAUCGAGGGCUGAUGAGGGUGAGAGUGGGACACGUAGAGGGUGGAGAGCAUGGAAGCUACCCGGUCCGUUAUCAUUCGAUACCUGGCAAGGGUGGUACCUAGUUCUCUUCCACUGCAUUGGUGCAACUAUCAUCUCGGGAGCGGUCAACUUUGGCAUUGCAUGUGCGAUGUAUCGGUCACAAUCUGACAUUACAUAUUGGGUGCUCGCACGAAAUACAGUGGCUGGCGACAUGGGCGUAACAGUCCUGAUCCAGUCGAUCGUGACGUUCGUUAUUACUUCAUCUAUGGUCCACUCAGAUCUGACAACCGGAUCAGUAGCGCCGCUCUCGCGACCAUGGCCGCCACUGCUGCACCUUCCCAGCACACCUUCCCGGCGGGGCUUUGCAUUCUUCGGCACUCGCCUGCCCCUCUCCGUCCCCGAGGGCGAGUCACUGCCUAUGGGUCCACUGGGCACAAAUUGCGGAGCAUUCAAGCCCUAUGCACUCUGGAUCAUUCGCUCGGCAUACACUGGCUCUGAGCGCAACGAUCUCCUUGCGCCGGGUAUCUCGUGGCGCCAGCGCCUCGAGCGGCUCGUCUGGACCGCCGCGCAAGGGCUCUUGAUCGGCGUAAUCGUCUUUCCCUGGUUCUGGGGCAUCGCCAUGGCUAUUACCGCGCCCAUCUACAGCGCCAGAAAUUUGGGUCACACGUGGGCUCCCCAGGUGAUCAAGCUGAUUUACGGCGGCUUGCUUGGCCUCGUCACCAAUCCGUUCAUCGCGUUGAUGGCGAUGGGCGCGGAGAGCAGCGUUAAGAGAGCCUAUCCCGAACUCAACAUUUGGCAGCAAGAAGGGCAAGGCCCCCAUGCAGAAUAUAUCCACGCAUAAUGUCCUUACCCAGAAUUCUUAAGAGUUCAGAAUUACCCGCACCCGCAUUGAAAAAAAUAGGUUUACUUGCCUUAUAAAAGACGAUAAUCAUAAUGACCAUGCAUUUCUCCUUCCUUUUGCAACAACAUGAUAAUGAAGAAACGAGGUCUAUACAUAGAUCGACCCACGAUCAAUCUGUGACGUGCAAAUGUGCGUUGAAGCUCCCAGCUGUGCGGUGUGCAAAAAUCAAAAAAAACAAGAGACAAUAUCAAAAGAGG
Tilletiaria anomala UBC 951 is the source of this 1630-nucleotide messenger RNA. RefSeq lists its product as uncharacterized. The transcript is spliced from 3 exons. The record is from RefSeq and is a predicted model, not a curated record. Bases 138 to 1373 code for a protein of 411 amino acids. Lineage: Eukaryota; Fungi; Basidiomycota; Exobasidiomycetes; Georgefischeriales; Tilletiariaceae.